Molecule: messenger RNA, 567 nt
Organism: Pyrenophora tritici-repentis Pt-1C-BFP
Lineage: Eukaryota; Fungi; Ascomycota; Dothideomycetes; Pleosporales; Pleosporaceae
Source: RefSeq, a predicted model, not a curated record
AUGACGUAUCUACCUCUCCUUCUUCUCGCCCUUUUUCUCCAAGCCUCACGCGUAACCGCAACAUCUAUUGUCCCACACAUCCACUCCAACAACUGCGCCUGUAAACCCGGUAUGCCUCUCGGCACCGGUCUACCUGGUUCUCCCAACAUGACGAUACCAGCCUUUCCCGGUACGCCCCUCAAUACCAGUCUACCCGUUCCUCCCAGCAACACCAUACCAGUCCCACCGCGUCUAACCCCACCUCCCAAUAUCCCCAUACCAGGCUUACCCGACGCGCUAACAACGCUAGUCACCAGUAUCAUGGGGUCGAUGACGGUUUCGUUUAAGCCGUUUGGUUCGACAGCUGCAGUGUCAGCUCCAUCAGCGGCUCCCGGCACAGCAACAAUAACUAUCAAACCGGGCGACACGCUUGAAUCCAUAACCAAAGCGAAUAACGUGGGCAUAUGCGAUCUUGUAAAGGCGAAUGAGAUUGUAGAUCCGGAUAUGGUUCUUUCGGGGGAGACGCUGGUUGUACCGAACGAGAAGGGGGAUCCAGGGGACAUGAGUUGUUUGGUUCAUGAGUAUUGA